Messenger RNA from Diaporthe amygdali, 822 nucleotides. RefSeq lists its product as uncharacterized. The transcript has a single exon. The record is from RefSeq and is a predicted model, not a curated record. Lineage: Eukaryota; Fungi; Ascomycota; Sordariomycetes; Diaporthales; Diaporthaceae. The coding region runs from base 1 to 822 and encodes 273 amino acids.
AUGCCGCCAAUUCCCAUCUACGCCCACAGCCCCAUCAACGCGGCCAAAGCUGCUGCGGCCUCUCCCCAGACAUCGGCAGCAGAGAAGGCCCAGAACGCAGCUCCUGACUCGAGCCCUUCGACCACCACAGCAGCCGCGAAUGCUGUGCCCCCAGCUGCGAUCCCAGGAUACCCAGCAGCGCAGCCAGGAGCUUCUCCAGCCAUCCCGGCCCCGACAGGCGCUGCGCAGAGACAUUACUCACCAAUCCAGCCGACUCCAACUCAACCACUCCCAGGAAGUCAGGGCCCACCGCCGCCCCAGCCCGGGGCAGUUCCAGUGCCGCCGGGAGCAGGCGGCCCACCACCCAGAGUCACAGCAACAUCCACAAUCCCACCCCCGCCUAGGGCCGGGGAGACAACCGCGGCCCCACAGCAGCAGCAGCAGCAGCAGCCGCAAGCUGUGCCCUACCCACCUCAGAUGGCCAUCCCCCCGCCUAUGGGGUCCUCCACCUCGUCAGCGGCAGCUCCAGCGGCGCAGCGCGGCACGUCGACAACCUUCGCGGCGGCCCCGCCCACCAUCCACCCCUCACCACUGGAGCACCCGCCGGGCUACCAGCAGAACGUGCACGCGGGCGAGAUGGACAGGUUCCAGCGGGCCAGGCAGGACGCGCUGGAGGCAGAAGAGCGGGACAGGAGGGUCAGCUUUGGGAGCCUCGGCGGCGGCGGCGGCGACGGGGCGGACGGGGAGGGCAUCUGGAGCUCCGCGAAGAAGAUGGUGGCGACGGCCGGGGAGAAGCUGGCUGAUGCCGAGACCGAGGUGUGGAAGAGGAUCAAUAAGGGGUGA